Exophiala spinifera is the source of this 531-nucleotide messenger RNA. RefSeq lists its product as uncharacterized. The transcript has a single exon. The record is from RefSeq and is a predicted model, not a curated record. The coding region runs from base 1 to 531 and encodes 176 amino acids. Lineage: Eukaryota; Fungi; Ascomycota; Eurotiomycetes; Chaetothyriales; Herpotrichiellaceae.
AUGGCGGGCCAACACAGAAGUCUGGAAUUGCGAUCUCGUCGUCUUCGAGAGAGCAACGACGGUGUCCUAUAUAACGCUGACGAUGGUCAUCCUUUUGACAUUCCUUCUCCCGACACCAUACUUCAAACUCCUGAGCGAUCUCCGUCACCAGAAGAAACUGCGCACGAACCAAUGCCCGACACCCCCUCCGACACCUCGGUCACAGAGACUAGCAAACCACAGGACAAGCCCGAAGAACCAGAAAUGGAUCCUCGCAAUAGCUCGAGCAAGAAGCCACAACCCGCCCCAAGGUCGACAACAUCAUCCUCUCGAGAGCAGCAACGACCCUCUCAGAGCCCCCAACGUGCAGACAGGGCCAACGACAGGACUUCGGAAGAGCGGUCGACAGCAUCACUUGCCGGUGUACUCGCCAACCGGGGUGAGGCACUGCCUUUGACCAUGUUCAGUGGAUUGGUCGACGCAUCGCCAGAGCUAGACAAGAAGCGAGAGUCGGAGUUGACUUGGGUCGAGGAAGAGCCUCAAUCGAAAUGA